This is a messenger RNA of Tachysurus fulvidraco (yellow catfish), 5293 nucleotides long. RefSeq names its product tripartite motif containing 36 (gene trim36). Gene Ontology annotation, molecular function: zinc ion binding; protein binding. The coding region runs from base 2964 to 4787 and encodes 607 amino acids. Lineage: Eukaryota; Metazoa; Chordata; Actinopteri; Siluriformes; Bagridae. The record is from RefSeq and is a predicted model, not a curated record. The transcript has 9 exons.
CCUUUAGAGAAUUGUUUAUAUUUAGUCUGUUCAUUUGCUAUGAAACUGAUAGAAAGUGCAAGAAUGGCUGUUGAAUUUGUUACCUCUGGGUGCCUAGUUCAUAAAUGUAAACAUGAAUGUGGUUUAAGGAGGUAGAAAGCAAAAGAAGGAAAGUUAUACUGCCUUAUGCAAAUAUUUAGCUUUCUAAUGAAUUACUCUUUAACUAUUCAGGUUUGACUAGUGUCAAACCUGUUAAUUACACUUGUCAGUCUUAGAUCAAUGAACAUAUGCAUCGAUUUUAGCAGGAUCUUCAGUGCUGAUGGUCUACUGCUCCCGUUCCUGCAUACAAUAAUGUUUUAGUUAAUUUUGCACUUACUAUAAAUUGUUUCCUUACAUUUGGAGUUCUCUGUUCUCUGUAUAUUUUAGCAGAAAUGGCUUAUUUAGUUAGCUAUAGACAUGUUCUGUGUGGACCCCCAGCAGAGAGGAGAAAUUGACCAAUGUUUUCUAGUUCUACCUCCUACAAAGUGUUGUCAUGGUGAGGCAGUCUGGCAUUAGGAGGAUUAAAUCAAACCGAACAAACCUUGGGACAAGAACCUCCAGGCUUCUUUUAUAUCACCCAGCAUUUGCUUAAACAAAUAAUUCAGCUUUAUUUUUGGCCGAAAGAUACGCAUCAAGCUCCUGUGAAUUAACAACUAUGUUCCUGUUGUCCUCAUCUACAGUGUCAGCUUUGCAUUGAAAUGUGUGACAUGUAAUAUGAUUUCAUGUUUGUGCAAUCCUGGGCUGUAAGCCAGGUCUCAUGCUACAUUUGUUCACAUUUGUUCUGUGUUACUCUUAUUUUAUAUCACUUCUCUGUUUGUUGCUUGCAGCCUCACUCAGAAGGUCGUUCGGAGGGAGAGGUAGAUGUGGGUUACAUAAUUUGAAUAGCUGUAGUGAGUACGGUGUUUGUAGAACCCCUGUGAACACACACUACUUCUCUGUAGAUACAAACAGCUCCUUGUGCGAGACGGUGUAAUGGAAUAACGGAAACGAUGCCUUUUGAAAAGUCUACUGAGCAUAUUCACUGGAUAACAUGGUGCAGCUUUGAAGCCACACAUUUGCAAAUGCUUUUACAAGGAAUGAAUCCGACCAGAGAGAGAGAGCGAUAGAUUGAUAGAGAGAUAGAGAGAGGGUUUAGAGAGCUGAGGACGUUGCUGUGGAUGUGUGCUGGCCUGGAAUGUGUUGGUCACUUUGUAGAGUUUGUCUGUGAAACACAAAUAUAUUUUAAAAUACCAUUUCACAGUAGUCACUUACUUUAGUCACUGUGAAUUUCAGUAAUGCUAAAAGUUUUCUCUUGCUAGGUUUUUUAUAUUGAAAAUUUUCUGGUCUCAAAUUUAACUUUGCAGUUUAAAGCGAUUUAAAUAUUUGGUGAGAUAAUGAAGUGAUGUUGAGUUAACGCCUAUUUUAUUUAACCCUCUUAUUUUAAUGUAGCAUUCUUCUUUUUAAUGCUGGCAUAGGUGUUUAACAGGCCUGGGAUGGAGAAAUGAUUAAAAGACCUGUUAAACCCACAAAAGAAAAUGUCAGCUAAAUAUUUCAGCUGCUAGUAUUGCUAAAAUUGUAACUUUUAUUGAUUUUUUUCUGAACUAAAGGACUUGAUCUGAUCAGAUAUGUUUUAUUGUAAUCCAACAGCCACAACAGAUAUUUCCAUGUUAUUAAACUUGAGAAUGAAACAAUUGCACAGUUGAGUAAAAUGAAAAGCGCUGUGGAGCGCAUAAGACGUGCCUCGUCACUUCUGAUGUACGGCAGGCAAAUGUGCAAACCUGAGGUAUCUGAACUAUGCUUUUUUGUAGUUAAAGAGUUGUAGUGAACAUUAUUGGGGAGAUAUUUAUUCCUAAUUUUAUCCUGAAAGCUUCAUAUGUGAUGGCCCUAUUUUCUGCCCACAUGAGGGUAAAAACACUAGAUCUAGAGAAAAUCCAUGAAAACAGUGUAGCUGUCUGCUGGUGUUUCUAUCUUCACAUUGAGCUCAUGUGGAUGCUUGGCAUAACCAUUGGCUGAAUGUCAAUGUCAGUAUUUAUUUGAAUACAUGUGGAUCAAAUGGUUAACGGUUAUUUGAAUAUUUGGGAACAUCCCUAGCUUCCACAGAAAGUGAUCAUCAGGUCAAGUGGUGGUUUAUUUGAUCUGACCACCAGCAGAUGGCACUAAAAUUACUAACAGCUCCUUUAAACCCAAUAGCUGGACAGAUUGUAUUGAUUUGUAUUCUUUAACUAAAAUGUGCGUCGUCUUUUCUCUUAACUAAUUAAUCAAUGCAUCAGUGCACCACAUAGUCCUAGCCAAAUAUUUUUAUAUUAUGUGUAAUAUAACAGAUUACGUGAAUCAUUACAAGCCUUAGCCAGACUUGCUUCUAUUCAUUGAUUGUCCUGGCAGUAAAUAUGCUCAGUGUUUCGAACGCCCAUGCACAAUUGUCGCCUGUUUCCAACCGUUUGACUCUUCCACCCAUGUCUGAUGUGAAUAUCACACAUCAGAUUGCGUCCAAGAGUGCGCCCCACUGCAGAAUUAGUGAUUGGAAAGUGAGAACAUUCUACCAAAUUUAACUGAGGCAGAGCUGAAGGCAGAUAAUGAGUACAUAUGAAAAAAUGUUUAGUUUUAGCAUAGUACCAUGAUCUUGAAUGCAAAGGUGCUUGCCAUUGAUUUGUGGUUUUUGUAUGGCCAGGCACCUCUAUGCUCUGCCAGAAUGGCUUUACGAUGACUUACUGGUCUGAGCGUUUUAUUUUCUUUUCCCUCCUCUGCACUGAGUGUCAUUGCGGCAGCAGCAGCAGCAGCUGGCCCAAGCAAGCCGCGCUGCAGAUGCUGCCUGCUCCUCCCCUCCCCGAACAGCACAGCGCAACCAUGGCCUAAGGUCCGUGUCCUCUUCUCCCGGCUGGAGGCGCUCCUCAGUCACCCCCCGCGUCACCAGCUUUCCGUGCCCAGGUUGCCAGCGUGACAUAGAGCUGGGCGAACGCGGCAUCAACAUGCUCUUCCGCAACUUCACACUGGAGAGCAUCGUGGAGCGCUACAGGCAGGCGGCCCGUGCCGCGGUCGCCAUCAUGUGCAACGUGUGCAAGCCGCCUGCUGUGCAGGAGGCCACCAAGAGCUGCAUGGACUGUAAGGCGAGCUACUGCAACGAGUGCUUCAAGCUGCACCACCCAUGGGGGACACCCAGGGCCCAACAUGAGUAUGUUGGGCCUACUACUAACUUCAGACCAAAGGUGUUGAUGUGUCCUGAGCACGAGAUGGAGAAAGUUAACAUGUACUGCGAGGUGUGUCGCAGGCCAGUGUGUCACCUCUGCAAACUUGGCGGUUCGCAUGCUAACCAUAAAGUCACAUCCAUGAGCAGUGCCUACAAGGUCCUUAAGGAAAAGCUAUCAAAAAGUAUCCAUUACUUAAUUAGCAAAGAGGAACAAGUGAGGACUCAGAUUUCUGAACUCGAUGUCAUGAUUCGGCAGACAGAGGAAAAUGGACAGCUUGCAGAGAGACAGGCGCAUGAGCACUUUGAGCGUCUAUUUGAGACUCUGCAAGAAAGAAAGACUGAAAUGUUGCGGUCCAUUGAGUUGUCCAGGAACCGACGUCUGGACAAGCUCAAGAGCCAGGUGGAAGAGUACCAGGGCAUGUUGGAGAACAGCGGUUUGGUGGGUUACGCACAAGAAGUCCUCAAAGAGACUGACCAGUCCUGCUUUGUUCAGACGGCUAAGCAGCUCCACAUCAGGAUUCAGAAAGCCACGGAGUCAUUGAAGACCUUUCAGCCUGCUGCGAACCCCUCAUUUGAUGAGUUUGUCCUGGACACCUCAAAGGAAGAGUCCUUGCUGAAAGAUCUUUCUUUUGGUGGAGUUCCCGAUCCUCCUAUGAUUGACUUGUCUCAGAGUCGUGUAUAUAAUGAGGGCCUGAUCCAAUGGAGGCUGCCGGACGACUCUCUUCCCACUGACCAACAUGUUCUUGAGUAUAGAAAAGUGCCUGCAAAGGAUGAGGAGAGCCACUGGCACCAGACCGAGCGAGUGUACAGCCCCAGCACAGUGGUGUGUGAUUUGGAUAGCAAUUGCCACUACGCAUUCAGGGUGCGGAGCUGCCGCAAUAGCAUUCACAGCCCCUACAGCCCAGAGGUGUCCUUUCACACACCACCUGCACCAGCUGCUGUUUGCUUUUCCAAAGUGUUCGGUUUCCUGUUCAAUGAGAAAUGCGGCUACAGCGCCGAGCGUCUGAGGUUGAGCAAGAGGAAGGACUCUGUGGACAGCAUGGCUGGCAUGACCUUCUUGUUGGCUGCUGACCGGGUUCAGACUGGAAGUUACAUAUGUCUCGACUACAUCAUCGGUGACACAGGCAUCUCUCAUGGUCGCCACUACUGGGCUUUCCGUGUGGAACCAAGCUCUUACAUGGUGAAAGUGGGUGUGGCUUCAGAUUCGAAGAUGAGUGAAUGGUUCCACACCCCCCGUGACACCAGCAGCCCACGGUAUGACCAUGACAGCGGGCAUGACAGUGGCAGCGAAGACACGUGCUAUGAGCUCUCUCAGCCUUUCACUCUGCUCACAGUAGGCAUGGGAAAGGUCUUUAUUCCCAAAGCGUCCCACAACGCAGCCUCGGGAGACCAUGGCAGCCGUGUUCUGCCACUGCCUCAGCGAAUCGGCAUCUGCCUUGACUAUGAGGCUGGCCGUGUCUUCUUCUACGACGCUGACUCAAUGCGCUGCUUCUUCGAGCGUCAGGUGGACUGUUCCGGAAUCAUGUACCCUGCUUUCGGCCUCAUGGGGGGCGGAGCCAUCCACCUGGAGGAGUUCAUCACAGCCAAGCGUCUCACUUACAUGUGAAAUGUGUCUGAGUUGGUCUGCUGAUCACUUACUAUCCUAUUCCAUUGGCUUAUUUUGUCCCUUGCUUCUCACAAGUCAAGAUAUAUAGCUAUUUGUGAAAACACAAUUUCGGUGCACUGCUUCAGUUUCAGAGCCACAUGUAAUGUGAAAAACCCUAGAUACAGUGCCUUUUAGAAGACCAACUAGGCCGGUGUUUAGAUUCUAAUGUCUGCACUUAUACAAAUCAGGGUUUAACACCAGUCACAGAAAUGCAAAAGAACACACUACACCUUAAUAUAAUGCACUGUUUUACAGAUGUCAUUUAUUUGCUGUACAAUUUAACGAUUGUAAAUGAGUACGUUAAUCGACACUAACUAUUACCUGUGCACUAAUAAUCACCGACUUUGUACACUGUUCAGAUUGUAGAAAUGCUGCUUAGGCAGGCUUUGUUUCUAUCACGAGAAAGAUUACGAAUUGUUUAAGAAUAAUUAAGAAUGUUCUAAUAAAUAAUUUGCAGUGAAAUUGAA